CAUGACAGAAUACCACGUGAUACUGUAAUCAAAACAGAACAAUUUCUGAAUAACUUGUUGAGAAAGAUGAAGGUGCUAGUCCUGAUCUUGGCAUAUUGUGUGGGGAUAUCAGUGUCCAUCCCCAAUGACUUAGUAUUCCCACCCCUAGAGAACGGCGGGAAGAACUGGGCACUACUGGUGGCAGGUUCCAAUGGCUGGGGAAAUUACAGACAUCAGUCUGAUGUAUGUCAUGCAUAUCAAAUUCUGAAAAAUCAUGGAAUUCCUGAUGAACAAAUUGUUAUCAUGAUGGUAGAUGACAUAGCAGAUAAUAAAGAAAACCCUACUCCUGGUAAGAUCAUCAACAGACCCGAUGGAGAUGAUGUCUACCAUGGAGUCCCCAAAGACUACACUGGGUUGGAGGAAGUAGUUCCAGAUGUGUUCUUUAAGGUUCUGCAAGGACAGAAGGAUGAACUCCUAGCUAUGGGUAUUGGUUCCGGAAAAGUUAUUGAUAGUGGACCCAAAGACAAUGUCUUUGUCAACUUUGUAGACCACGGUGGGCCUGGUAUUAUUGCAUUUGGAAGAAAAUUUCUUCAUGCCAUGGAUCUUAUAGAAGCCCUAGAUAACAUGCAUAAAGAGAAAAAGUUUGCCAAGCUGCUGUUUUAUCUGGAAGCCUGUGAAUCUGGGUCUAUGUUCCAGUAUCUACUGCCUAAAAAUAAAAACAUCCUGGCUGUGACAGCCUCUAAUGCCACCACUUCAUCCUAUGCCUGUUACUUUGAUAAGAUAAGGAAGACCUUUUUGGGGGAUGUUUUUAGUGUUAAGUGGAUGGAAGACUCUGAUAAGGAAAAUCUAAACACAGAGACAAUUGAAAAGCAGUUCAAGAUUGUCAAGAAGGAAACUAACACUAGUACAGUCUGUCAAUAUGGAGACCUGAAAAUGGACUCUUUGAUGGUGGCAGAAUUUCAGGGAUCAGGCCAGUCCAGUCAAGUAGUUUCACCAAUUCCUGACCCAAAUGUUGGAGCAGUGCCUUCAGAAGAUGUUGAUCUGCAUAUCAAUAUGAACUUGUUCAAAUUGGCAACAACAGCUGAAGAGAGAAAAUACUACUCUGAAAAAAUAGCACAAGAAUCCAUAAGACGAGAAAAAGUUGCACCCCUUAUACAGAAGAUUGUUUCCAUAGCAACAAACAAUAACAACAAACAGGUGGAGAGGAUCAUGAAGUCACGGAUGGGUUUGUUUAGGAAUGAGUGUUAUAAGGCAGUAGUGGAACAUCUGGCUGACACCUGUCCUCAACUUGAACUCAGAGAGCAAUUUGGAUAUGCUUUCAAACACCUGUAUGCCUUUGUUAACCUGUGUGAGGAGAGUGUGCCAACAGACACCAUUCUAGAAGCCAUUACCAAAGGAUGCAGUUUAGGUGAAUGUGUUUACAAGAGAUGGUUAUCCAAUACAAACUUUGGGAACCCCGCUAACUGGAACGCUGGUCGUCCUCCCUGUGGUAACGAUGUGGCGGUCAUACAGGAGGAGAGCGCCGCAGUGUUCCUACAAGUGAACACCACAGUCAAACAACUGGUGAUGCCUAUGGACGGCGAGGUAGUGUUUGGAUCAAAUGCUGUUCUAGGAUUUACUGAACAACCAGAUCACAGCGCCAGUUGUACGCCCUACACUUCGGAUGUUGAGUUCAAUGUUACCUACCCCAGAGACUGGUUAGAUUCUAAUAAUUGGUGUGAAACAGAUUCGGAAACGGGAAACUGUAUAACAACCCCUCGACUGGAUUCUGAAAAAGUGCCAUGUAUGAAUGACGAUGUUGUUUUUCCGUCUGGUAAUUCUUUCUACGUCAAUGUGGAGACGGGACUUAAUAUCAAAAUUAACACUCUGAAAAUCACAGGAAAGGCAUACACGUCAACGACUUUUCAAUCUUUUUUGUCUACUAACCAAGGAAAAGGAAUGUUCCCACCACCCCCAAACAACGGCCAGCGAUCAACCGUCACAAUUCAGAGACGCCCAUGUACUGAUCCCACGGGGUGCCUCUGCGGGAACAAUCAAAAAGAGAUGCUGAAUCGGAUUUGUGCAAUACAACAAAAGAGAUGCUCCAAAGCUCAAUGCCGAACACCAUUAAGGCCACUAGGAAAUUGUUGCGACAUGUGUGGUGGAGUUGUAGUCAUGAAAUAUGGUACUGGCUUCCGGUUCACUACCCUGGUAAAUGGUCUUCAUAGAAACGUUAUCGACAGAAAGCCCGAAUAUACAGACAUUAAAAUUAUCACCUCCAAAGUUUACGAAGGUGGCGUUCAGAUGGUUCUGAUGGAUAAUGACGGGGUGAAGGCAUCUCAGCUAGCACAAGAAAUCAACACAGAGAUACAGAAUGAUAUAAAUGCUGGAGGUUUUAAAUACAGCAUAAUGAGCGUGAUAACAGAUACUUCAACUGGCGGUGGUACCCCUGGGCCAGCUACCGGAGCUCAGAAAUCCGAACCGAUGCCAAAGGGAGAAAUAGCCGGGCUUGUAGUGGGCGGGGCGGUGAUAUUGGCGGUUGUUGCUCUUGCAGUCAUCUUUAUUUAUAGAAGGAAAAAGAGUACCCCUGAUGAUCUAGGAUUUAAAGUGUUCGACAAAAUCAGUUUUAAAAAACCUAAUUUUCGAAAGCCUCGUGUUGAGGUUCCACCUUCCUUUGGCUUCCGGUUUGGUGGACCGGAAAACGUGGGACCAUCUCAGGGCUUUGACAACCCAAUGUAUGGAAAUAAUCCGCUUGAGAAUGAGAAGCCGAUAGAUAUGGAAAUGAUGCCGAGUUCUAUAGCUCUGGAACAGGAGGAACAACCCACAUUUGAUUCAUCCCGGGGAUUUGACAACCCUCUAUAUGACACUGGGCCUCUUAAUGAGUCAAUGUUUACGGACCCAUCUGUGGUGGAAAAAAGCACAUCAAACAUGGAAUCGACACCCACAAGCUUCGUCAAUCCUAUUGCCAUGAUGGAGGAAAAAUCAGAGAAAUAAUGCAAA
This is a messenger RNA of Saccostrea echinata, 2958 nucleotides long. RefSeq lists its product as uncharacterized. Gene Ontology annotation, molecular function: cysteine-type endopeptidase activity. NCBI's taxonomy places the organism in Eukaryota, Metazoa, Mollusca, Bivalvia, Ostreida, Ostreidae. The transcript is spliced from 24 exons. Gene Ontology annotation, biological process: vacuolar protein processing. The record is from RefSeq and is a predicted model, not a curated record. The annotation marks the transcript as partial.